This is a messenger RNA of Peronospora matthiolae, 2217 nucleotides long. NCBI's taxonomy places the organism in Eukaryota, Oomycota, Peronosporomycetes, Peronosporales, Peronosporaceae. The record is from the annotation of a GenBank genome assembly.
AUGUCGAUGGCAACUUUCAGUGGAAAACGGUACUUCGUGACAUUCAUUGAUGACAAGUCAAGAUACUGUGUCGUCUAUCUGCUCAAGAGCAAAUCUGAAGUUGCGGCGAAGUUCAUGGAAUACGCUGCGAUGGCCGAAACGCAAACCGGAAAGCGCGUGAAGUACCUUCAAAGCGACAAUGGGGGUGAAUACAAGUCCGACAAGCUGGCACGAUUCUGCGCGGAACGGGGAAUACAACAAGGUUCACACCCCCCAUAUACUCCUCAGCUAAACGGAGUAGCUGAGAGAAUGAAUCGCACGCUGGUCGAGUGUGCGCGUUGCAUGAUGGAACACGCUGGACUGGGAAAGAGCUACUGGGGUGAAGCAGUGAUGACGGCGAUGUUUCUUCGAAACCGCUGUCCAACACGUGCCAUUCACCAAGACAAGUCUCCAUAUCAAGUGUGGACGAUGAAGAAACCGAUUCUGGCCAACCUUAAAGUGUUUGGAUGCCACGCGUAUGUUCAAGUGCCUCAAGACAAACGCGCGAAGUUCGACUCCAAGUCAUCACUCUGUCGUUUCCUGGGAUACGCCGAACACCAGAAGUCAUAUCGAUUUGAGGAAGUGUCAACAGGAGCGAUCAAGAUCAGUCGCGAUGCCACAUUCAUGGAAGACAAGUUUGAUGAAGGUCCGCGCAACUACAACGAUGAGUCAAGUGUCGUUGAGUUUGAUGAUCAUGAUGAGGACGAAGAAAAAGAAGAAGGUAAAACUGACGACGACAUGGACUCGAGCGACGAUGACAACGAAGACACCAGGUCUUCGAAGAGCAACAUCAAGAGACACACGCGCACUCAAUCACUUGAGAAAGCUACCGUCAUUCAAGUCCCAAGCGAAGAACAUACAGAGGUCCGUCGCUUGAGCAUGUUGGGGGAAACGCCGACUACAUUCAAGUCGGCGAUGGAAUCAAGCGACUCCGGCAAGUGGAAAGAAGCGUGUGACUCGGAGUUCGAUUCGCUUCAGAGAAACGACACGUGGGAAAUCGUGCCUCUUCCGAAAGGUCGCAAGGCCAUCGGGUGCCGAUGGGUUUUUCGUGUAAAGGAGAAUCAAGAUGGCGAAGUUGAACGUUUCAAGGCAAGACUUGUGGCCAAAGGAUUCUCACAGAAAUUCGGAGUUGACUAUGAAGAAACUUUCGCACCGGUGGCCAAGUUCACAUCGAUUCGUGUGGUGCUCAGUAUGGCGGCUAAGUACGGCCUAAUGCUACAUCAGAUGGACGUCAAGACAGCGUUUCUUAACGGCUCCCUCAACGAAGACAUCUACAUGGACCAGCCGGACGGAUACCUGGAUGCAACACAGCCGGACUAUGUGUGCAAGCUAAAGAGAUCACUCUACGGCUUGAAGCAAUCGCCUCGCAUGUGGAACCAAACAAUCGAUGGGUUCAUGAUCAAGAUGGGAUUCAAGAAGUGCGAAUCGGACCACUGCAUCUACAUCAAGCGAGACGACCAAGACAUGAUUCUCGUGGUGCUCUACGUCGAUGAUCUCAUCCUGGCCAGCAGCAACAACGAACUCCUCAAGUCAACCAAGAUGGCGCUGAGCAAACGCUUCGAAAUGACGGAUCUCGGUGAGCUCGAUUACUUUCUCGGCAUGGAGAUCAAGAACGACCGUAAGACGGGAAUGGUGACUGUACAACAAACCAAGUUUCUCAAGUCCGUGUUAACCAAGUUCGGAAUGGAUAACAGCAAGCCAGUGAAGACGCCUCAAGAUCCCGGCCUGAAGCUAACCAAGAACAUGUGUGAACAAGAAUGCAAGCACGAAGACACCAUGUGCAACGUGCCAUAUCGAAGUGCUGUCGGAGGCAUCAUGUAUCUCAUGGUCGCCACACGUCCGGAUCUAGCUGCUGCAGUGGGAUCAUUAUCCCAGUUCUCGUCCGACCCAUGCCCGACUCACUGGCAAGCUUUGAAGCGUGUGCUGAGAUACCUGCAAGCAACGCCCAAUCAUGGUCUUGAGUUUACACGUGAAGAAGGAAGCCGUAUCUGCGGGUACACCGACGCAGACUGGGCCGGCGACAUUGAGUCAAGACGAAGUACAAGCGGCUAUGUGUUCAUGAUGAGCGGAGGAUGCAUCAGCUGGAAAAGCCAGAAACAACGGACGGUCGCGCUAUCUUCAACAGAAGCAGAAUACAUGGCGCUUUCCGAAGCAACCAAAGAAGCAGUAUGGCUCAAAGUGCUUUUGGGAACUUGGUGA